CAAAGUAACUAUAUAAAAGUUUAAUUCUUAAAAAGUAAUAUAAUAUAUAUGGCGCAACGUUUAGAGAUAAAAUUAAAACAACCUAAUCCACUUUUUGAAAAGUGGUUGGAGAAAUGGCUAGAGGAUGCAGAACGGCGCAACACCAAGUCACAGUACAAACUACGUGAAGCCUUACAAGCUCUUCGAAGUUAUCCGCUUCCACUAUCUUCAGGACGAGAAUGUGCUAUUCUCAGAGGGUUUGGAACUACUUUGUGCAACCUUAUUGAUGAAGAACUGCGACUGUAUAAUGUAAAACAUAAAAACGAUGUACCUCUACAAUCUACGAUGCAAACUUUCGAAUCAGAUGUAAAACAACUAGUCGAAUCGGUUAAGAAAAGCAAGUGCCGAAAUUCACCCAAAAAAACCCAAACAAAAAUCACUAAAAAGGUACAGAAAGCAAUAGCUGAAGAAGAAGAACGUCAACGUCAAGUGGUAAUGAGUCCGGGCAGCUUUCGCAUCAUACUUCUUGUUGAUACCCAAGAAACAAGUGGUAAAAAUAAACGCACUUUGGAUCAAACUCGUAGCUACUUGGAAAGUUUUGAACUUUUAUACGAAGUUCGACGAUUGACCAUCGGUGAUUUUCUUUGGAUUGCCCGUGACCAGGAAGGUAAUGAACUUGUCUUGCCAUUCAUAGUAGAACGCAAACGAUUUGACGAUUUGGCUUCAAGUAUACGUGAUGGUCGCUUUCACGAACAAAAACAUCGAUUACGUCAAUGUGGCUUACAAAACGUUAUCUACUUGGUCGAAGAUUAUGGAGACAAUGAACAUCUAGGCCUGCCCAUGGAGUCCUUACAACAAGCAAUUGUUAAUACACAAAUACAUUCAGGCUUUACAAUAGCACAUACCCAAAACAACUUCCGCUCUAUGAAGCAUUUACAAGGUGUUACAAAAACAUUGAUACGGUGUUUUAAGGAAAAGGUGUUAUUAAGUACUGCUAAAGAAAACUUACGACCCUAUCAUUCUUCAGCUGAUAUGGUCGGCCUGCUCAAAUUUCGUACCCUCUAUGAGGACUCUGCGCGUGGAGCACAAUUGACAGUACGUGAAAUAUUUGUCCAACAGUUGUUGCAAUUGCACUCGCUAUCGUUGGAAAAAGCCUUAGCCAUCGUUGAAGUAUACCCCACCCCACGAUUGCUUUUAGAUGCUUUUGAGAGAUGCACAACGGAAAAAGAAGCGCAAUUGUUGUUAGGAAAAAUUAAAUGUGGCCCAUUGCAACGACCAUUUGGAGAUAAACUAAGCCAAACAAUAUAUGAAUUUUACAAGACUGAGUUUUAAAAUCAUACAUAUUUAAUUAUUUACGCUGGAAAAAUACUUAGUUAAUAGCAGCUUAUGUAAUUUGAUAUACCAUAAUGAAAUAAAAUAUUAAUAGUAGAAAAGCA
This is a messenger RNA of Ceratitis capitata (Mediterranean fruit fly), 1415 nucleotides long. It is a transcript of the gene mus81, whose product is annotated as crossover junction endonuclease MUS81. Bases 49 to 1311 code for a protein of 420 amino acids. The transcript has a single exon. Gene Ontology annotation, molecular function: 3'-flap endonuclease activity; crossover junction DNA endonuclease activity; DNA binding. Gene Ontology annotation, cellular component: Holliday junction resolvase complex; nucleus. NCBI's taxonomy places the organism in Eukaryota, Metazoa, Arthropoda, Insecta, Diptera, Tephritidae. The record is from RefSeq and is a predicted model, not a curated record. Gene Ontology annotation, biological process: double-strand break repair via break-induced replication; DNA catabolic process; mitotic intra-S DNA damage checkpoint signaling.